AUGCAGAGGGUUCUCACGAGGGAGCUGUCCUCGUCGUCGUCUUCUCUAUUGGCGCGGCUGUGCAGCAGCCGGAAACUCGCUCAGCUCGCGGAAGCUAUCUCACCGGAGCAAAGCAAUGCUGUGCUGCCGAAGAUGCCGCCCUUCGAUUACGCGCCACCGCCGUACACCGGUCCGCGGAUAGAGGAGAUUCUGCGCAAGCGCUCCGAGUUUCUCAGCCCCUCCAUGUUUUAUUUCUACAAAAAACCCGUACGGUCCUCCCUCUGCAAUCCUUUCUCAGUUAUAUGUCCUGCCUGCGUGUGCAAUUCAUGUCGAUAUGUUUCCUCCGCUGAAGAGUUUUCUGGAAUUUUGGGUUCCUUCGUUGAGACAGAUUUGCCUCACGCUGUGUCCUGAAUCCACAUUUUCUUUCGGAUCCGGACAAUAACUGAUGCGCUCGGUCGGAGGAGUGUCCCUUUUCAUCUUUGGAGUAUUUUCCCUCGUCUUCGCUGUUCCUAAAAUAUUUUAUUGUCUUUCUGCUCCUCUCGGCGAUUUUGAAUGCAAGACUAGGAUCGUGCGACGGACUAUCGGAAUUUCAUGAACAGUUUCUUGUAUAUCUGAAAAUCAGCAUCUUGUGAUACUCACCGCUUUCCUUUAAUUUUUUUUCUUAAUCUUGCGGUCAUCAAUCAUUUCACUCUAUCAGAGAGUUCCCUCGUGUCGGAGUAACCUCGUAUCUAUUUCUAUCUUAGAGGAUCCGAAGAGUGACGCCUUUUUACUUGGAUUUACAUGGUAUGAAGGGGAUAAUAUAUUCUAUCUCCUAGACGAGUGCGACAUCAUGUCGUUGGACAAGAUUAAGAAAGGAAAAAGACGUCCGUGCAUUAUUUGACUCCUGUAGUCAUGCACAUCCCUGCUUUUGACUUGUGACAUUUAAUAUACUUGUUAAUUUCUCACACAUCUCGUUUGCGUGUUCUGUUCUCCUUUCCUCUCUCUUCUCCCCCACAAUCCAUAUUUGCUGAUUUAUCCGUCCUUCCACGCAAGCCUGUUUGUAGUUUUCCGGAAGUCUGCCGUGAUGCUUUUCGGUCCUUUUAAAUACUGUUUUCGACUGUUUGUAGAACUCGAGCUUCCGAAAUCAGGCGGUCGAGGGCUGAUGGUUUCUGUGAAAUUGACAUCAGGGAAUAAUAGCUCCUGACGGACAAGAAUCAUUUAGCCGUCCGACGAAUUCAGAUCUGCCAGUCAAUAAUAUGCUUCUUAAUCGCCAUUUUUGUCGUCUGAUGUCUGGUCGAAUAUCCACCUUUUCUCUGAUGAAAUCCAAAGUUAAUCGCUGUGGGAUUUUCACCUAACAUCCAUCAUUUUUUUUCUGUUCUUUUUUUCUUGCUGAGAAAAGAACUUCUUGAUCUAUUUCCACAACCAACAGUGCGAGUAGACUCUGUGCAUCCUCUUGCUUGCGUAUACCUCCGAUUGCUCGUGUUUACCAGGUGCGCUAACGUCCAAUUUCGACUGCUGCAGCUGAAUAUCGUCGAUGGAAAGAUGCAGUACCUGUAUGAUGAGGAUGGCCGCCGGUAUCUUGAUGCCUUUGGUGGGAUUGCCACUGUUUGUUGUGGACACUGUCAUCCCGAUGUCAUUGAAGCCAUUAUUAACCAGACGAAACGCCUACAGCACUCAACUGUAGUGUAUUUAAACCAUGCCAUUGCGGAUUUUGCUGAAGCAUUGGCUUCCAAGCUUCCUGGAGAUUUGAAGGUCCGUGCGUUUCGGCAAUAGUAGAAUUCUCAGGUUCUUUCUUUCUCUGUUACUAGUUAUGAUUUUCUUUUUUUUCAUUUCAUGGUCCUUUAGGUUGUGUUCUUCACCAAUUCUGGCACAGAAGCAAACGAGCUUGCCCUCAUGAUGGCUCGACUUUACACCGGUUGUCAUGACGUCGUCUCAGUGAGGAAUGCAUACCAUGGGAACGCUGCCGGGACAAUGGGGGCCACUGCUCAGAGCAACUGGAAGUUCAAUAUCGUACAGGUGAGCUCUUCUUGAAAAUGAACUUUUUUAAAAAAAAAAUUCAAUUCAUAGCAAACGAAUUUGAUGUUAAAGAAAACGGAUACGGUAGAAUACUAGGGCAUUUAGAUUUAAUUGUAUCAGUCACUAAUCUGGUUGCCACGUUUUCCAAUGGUUUUUUCUUUUCUUUUGGGGGGUGGGGGACGGCGGAAAUCAGACCGGAAUGCAUCAUGCGCUGAAUCCAGAUCAGUACAGAGGUGCUUUUGGUAGUGAUGGGGAAAAGUAUGCUAAAGAUGUCCAGGAGAUCAUCGAAUUUGGAACUUCUGGUCAUGUUGCUGCCUUCAUUUCUGAAGCCAUCCAGGUGAAGCUUGAGAUCCACUCGUUUCGUUUUCAUCAGCAUUCUACACGGCACAUCCAUCUCCUAACUGCUGGGUGCACCGUUUUGUACAGGGCGUGGGGGGCAUUUUGGAAUUAGCCCCUGGAUACCUACCUGCGGCAUACAAAAGCAUCAGGAAAGCAGGCGGUCUCUGUAUAGCCGACGAGGUCCAAUCUGGAUUUGCUCGCACGGGGAGCCAUUUCUGGGGAUUCGAGGCUCAUGGUGUUGUCCCUGACAUCGUCACGAUGGCUAAGGUAAGAUCAGCUCUUCGUGUGAUUUCCAUCUUCUGAUUUCUCCAAGGCCUACCUUGACCUACUGUGCCAUGUGCCAUGAUAAUCCUUUGAACUAGGGUGAUUUAAUCUGCUUCUUAGAUUCCAUCACUCAAUCCGAUUAAAGUCUGCUAUGUUCAUCUCAUUAUAUAAAUACCCGGUUUCCUAAUGAGCCUCUCCUAUCCUCCUCACCUUUUUCCUCAGGGCAUUGGGAAUGGGCUUCCCAUCGGUGCGGUAGUUACAACACCGGAGAUCGCAAAGGUCUUGACCCGUCGGAGCUACUUCAACACAUUUGGUGGGAACCCCGUCUGCACCGCCGGUGGGCUCGCGGUCCUCAAAGUCCUUGAGAAAGAAAGACUUCAAGAAAACGCCCUUGUCGUCGGCUCUUACCUGAAAGGGCGCCUGGAGAACCUUCAGGAAAAGCACGACAGUAAGCUUCUUGUCUCCUGCUGUUUCUCCCAUCUCUCGGGCAUUCAUAUCUAGGCAGCAUGCUCAUCUCAUGUUUUGAUCUACUCCCCCGGGGACGGCGGCUGCAGUCAUAGGAGACGUCCGAGGAAGAGGCCUGAUGCUCGGCGUGGAACUGGUCACCGAUCGGCGAUCAAAGGCUCCAGCCAAGGCGGAGAUUCUACGCGUCAUGGAUCAGAUGAAAGGUUUGUUCUUCAGAUCAAAGGUCUGAUAGUAACAUAAAUGGCGGUCUCUAUCUCUCAUGAUUCGUGCGGACUUGGCCGGUAAUGAAUCCUGAUCGAGAGGGACCUAUUCGAUUUUCUCCCGAUUAGACUAACCUGCGUUUGCUUCGCAGAAAUGGGUGUCCUGGUCGGGAAGGGCGGCUUCUACGGGAACGUGUUCAGGAUUACUCCCCCCCUCUGCUUCACCAAGGAUGAUGCCGGUGAGUUCCUCGCUAACCCAUGUGAGAUUCUCCCCUUUUGCGAUUCAUGCAGAAAGUUUCUCACACAUUUUUGCUUGCGGCAGACUUUCUGGUCGACUCCAUGGAUCUCGCAAUCUCGAAGCUGUGA
Spirodela intermedia is the source of this 3608-nucleotide messenger RNA. NCBI's taxonomy places the organism in Eukaryota, Viridiplantae, Streptophyta, Magnoliopsida, Alismatales, Araceae. The record is from the annotation of a GenBank genome assembly.